Messenger RNA from Castor canadensis (American beaver), 6224 nucleotides. NCBI's taxonomy places the organism in Eukaryota, Metazoa, Chordata, Mammalia, Rodentia, Castoridae. The record is from RefSeq and is a predicted model, not a curated record.
GCAGUUUUUGAAAAAGAAAAUUUAUUAAAUCAGGCAAAAUAGGAUUGGAAAAUUGGUGUUAGAAGUACCAUUUCUUACUAAGGAGGCUAAUGUAGGUGGAUCAAGAGUUUGAGGCCAAGCCUGGGCUACCUAGUGAGACCCUGUCUCAAAAAACUUUUUUUUUUGUUUUCUUUAGGAUCUCUUCUGGCCUCCAACUGGUGAUCUUUCUGCUUCAGCCUCUUGAGUGCUAGGAUUACAGGCAUCUCACCACAUCAAUCAGACAAUCAGAAGUACCAUUAAAAAAUUGACAGGGUAUCAUGUAUGCCACUGGUUCCAGGGGACAGUCCCCUGCUUUCCUACAACCUCAGAAUGGAAAUAGCCACCGCUCAUCUGGUUACGUUCCCGGGAAGGUUGUCCCACUGCGUCCUCCUCCUCCUCCAAAGAGUCAAGCUUCAGCCAAAUUUACCUCCAUCAGACAAGAAGCACGGGCAAGCUUUGCAUUCUCUCCUGAAGAGCAGCAAACCCAGAGGGAGAGCCGAAAGCAGAAGAGACACAAGAACACUUUCAUUUGCUUUGCUAUAACUAGUUUUUCAUUUUUUGUUGCACUUGCAGUCAUUUUAGGAAUAACCUCAAAAUAUGCUCCAGAUGAGAAUUGUCCAGAUCAAAACCCCCAUCUCAGGAACUGGGAUCCCGGACAAGAUUCUGCAAAGCAAGUUGUUAUCAAGGAGGGAGAUCUGUUCCGUCUAACUUCAGAUGUCACAGUGAAUUCUAUAGUCAUUCGGGACGGAGGACUGCUUGUAUUUGGGGAUGAUAAAGAUGGAUCCAGAAAUAUUACUUUGAGGACUCGUUACAUCCUGAUCCAGGAUGGUGGGGCGCUUCAUAUUGGAGCAGAAAAAUGCCGCUAUAAAUCCAAAGUGACAAUUACCUUGUAUGGCAAGUCAGAUGAAGGUGAAAGUAUGCCAACAUUUGGCAAAAAGUUUAUUGGUGUGGAAGCUGGGGGGACACUGGAGUUACAUGGGACACAGAAGACGUCGUGGACAUUGCUGGCAAGGACUCUGUACUCCUCAGGUUUGCCCUUUGGGUCCUAUACCUUUGAAAAGGACUUUUCCCGGGGUCUCAAUGUGAGGGUCAUUGACCAAGAUACAGCCAGAAUUUUGGAAAGUGAGAAGUUUGAUACCCAUGAAUACCACAAUGAGAGCAGGCGACUUCAGGAAUUUCUGAGAAUCCAGGAUCCAGGUCGGAUUGUUGCUAUAGCUGUCGGAGAUUCAGCAGUCAAGAGCCUCUUACAAGGAACUAUCCAGAUGAUCCAGGACCGGUUGGGAAGUAAGCUGAUCCAAGGACUGGGCUAUAGGCAAGCGUGGGCUUUAGUUGGUGUCAUUGAUGGUGGAAGCUCUUCUUGCAAUGAAUCUGUGAGAAACUAUGAAAACCACAGCAGUGGUGGGAAGGCUCUUGCCCAAGGAGAAUUUUAUACUCUGGAUGGUCAAAAGUUCUCUGUGACAGCCUACAGUGAGUGGAUUGAAGGCAUUUCUCUUUCGGGUUUCCGGGUGGAGAUCGUGGAUGGAGUGAAGCUUCAUCUGCUGGAUGAUGUUAGUAGCUGGAAACCUGGAGACCAAAUUGUAGUUGCAAGCACCGACUAUUCCAUGUACCAAGCAGAGGAGUUCACUCUUCUCCCCUGUCCAGAGUGUAGCCGUUUUCAGGUUAAAGUCAAAGAAACUCCUCAGUUCCUGCACAUGGGUGAGAUCAUAGACGGGGUAGACAUGAGAGCUGAGGUUGGAAUUCUCACCCGCAAUGUUGUGAUCCAAGGAGAAACGGAGGACUCAUGUUACUCAGAUAAUCAGUGCCAGUUCUUUGAUUAUGACACCUUUGGGGGUCAUGUCAUGAUAAGGAAAAAUUUUACUUCCGUCCACCUUUCCUAUGUGGAAUUGAAGCACAUGGGUCAGCAGCAUCUAGGCAAGUAUCCUGUGCAUUUUCACCUGUGUGGAGAUGUGGAUUACAAAGGAGGGUACAGAUACCCAGCAUUUGUGGAUGGCCUGUCUGUCCAUCACAGCUUCUCAAGGUGCAUCACCGUGCAUGGAACCAACGGCUUGCUAAUAAAAGAUACCAUUGGAUUUGACACACUAGGACAUUGUUUCUUUUUGGAAGAUGGUGUUGAACAGAGAAAUACUUUAUUCCACAAUCUGGGGCUUCUCACCAAGCCAGGCACUGUGCUUCCCACUGAUAGGAACAACUCCAUGUGCACCAACAUUCGAGAUAAAGUGUUUGGAAACUACAUCCCUGUCCCUGCCACAGACUGCAUGGCUGUUUCAACUUUCUGGAUUGCUCAUCCCAACAACAAUCUGAUUAACAAUGCUGCCGCAGGUUCACAGGAUGCUGGAAUAUGGUAUUUAUUCCAUAAGGAACCUACUGGGGAGUCCAGUGGAUUGCAGCUCCUAGAGAAACCAGAACUCACUCCACUGGGUAUAUUUUAUAACAACAGGGUCCAUUCAAGUUUUAAGGCUGGCUUAUUUAUUGACAAAGGUGUCAAAACGACCAACUCCAGUGCUGCAGACCCAAGGGAAUACCUCUGUUUGGACAACAAUGCCAGGUUUCGGCCUCAUCAGGAUGCAGACCCUGAAAAGCCACGUGUUGCUGCUAUAAUUGACAGGCUCAUUGCUUUUAAAAAUAACGAUAAGGGAGCCUGGAUCAGAGGAGGUGACAUUAUUGUUCAGAAUUCAGCAUUUGCAGAUAAUGGAAUAGGAUUGACCUUUGCUAGUGAUGGAAGCUUCCCGAGUGAUGAAGGUUCUAGCCAGGAAGUGUCGGAGUCUCUCUUCGUUGGAGAGAGCAGGAAUUUUGGCUCUCAGGGUGGUCAGAACAAGUAUGUAGGCAUUGGAGGACUAGACCAAAAGCCUCGGACGUUACCUAGGAACAAGACAUUCCCGAUUAGAGGCUUUCAAAUUUAUGAUGGACCCAUUCAUCUCACCAGAAGCACUUUCAAAAAAUAUGUGCCCACUCCUGAAAGGUACAGCAGUGCGAUUGGCUUCCUCAUGAAGAAUUCCUGGCAGAUGACCCCCAGGAACAAUGUUUCCCUUGUGAAGUUUGGCCCACAUGUCUCUCUGAAUGUAUUCUUUGGAAAGCCUGGUCCCUGGUUUGAAGAUUGUGAGUUGGACGGUGAUAAGAAUGCCAUAUUCCAUGAUGUUGAUGGCUCUGUGACAGGAUACAAGGACUCUUAUGUGGGAAGGAUGGACAACUACCUUAUCCGGCAUCCAAACUGUGUCAACAUUACCAGGUGGAAUGCAGUGGUCUGCAGUGGGACCUAUGCCCAGAUCUAUGUACAGACAUGGAGUACUCCGAAUCUUAGUAUGACCAUCACUCGAGAUGAAUAUCCAUUCCACCCUAUGGUACUUCGGGGAAUUAACCAGAGGGCUACAUUUCCACAGUACCAACCUGUUGUCAUGCUGGAGAAGGGCUAUACCAUCCACUGGAAUGGGCCAGCGCCACGGACUACUUUUCUAUACCUUGUAAACUUCAACAAGAAUGACUGGAUUCGAGUUGGCCUCUGCUAUCCCUCAAACACAAGCUUUCAGGUGACCUUUGGCUUUUUGCAGCGGCAGAAUGGCUCGUUAUCCAGAAUUGAAGAGUAUGAGCCUGUGGAUUCAAUGGAAGAACUGCAAAGGCAGCAGUCCCAGAGGAAAUUCUAUUUUGACUCCAGCACAGGGUUACUGUUUUUGUAUCUCAAAGCCAAAAGCCCCAGGGAUGGCCACAGUUACUGUUCCUCUCAGGGAUGUGAAAGAGUCAAGAUCCAGGCAGCAACAGACUCAAAAGACAUCAGUAACUGCAUGGCCAGAGCAUAUCCGCAGUAUUACAGAAAGCCAUCAGCGGUCAAGCGCAUGCCAUCCAUGGUCACUGGACUCUGUCAAGGCUGUGGCACCCGCCAGCUGGUGUUUACUAGUGAUCCUCACAAGAGCUACCUCCCUGUGCAAUUCCUGUCACCCAGUAAAGCAGAAAUUCAGCGUGGAGACCCGUCUGUCAUUUCUGUCAAUGGCACUGACUUUACCUUCCGAAGCGCAGGCGUCCUCAUCCUUGUUAUAGAUGCAUGCAGCAUUCCCUUCCGGUUGACAGAAAAACAAGUUUUCCCUCUUGCUGAUGUCGGUCGCAUGGAAGAGUACUUAAAAACCAGCAUCCCUCCAAGAUCAAUUGUUCUGUUAAGCACAAGAGGAGAAAUAAAGCAGUUGAAUAUUUCAGAUUCAUUAAUACCUCUGGGAUUAGCCAAGCCAGCUCAUCUUUAUAACAAAGGGAGUACCAUAUUUUUGGGAUUCAGCGGAAACUUUGAACCAUCAUGGACUAAGCUAUUUACCAGUCCUGCUGAGCAGGGUCUCGGGGUGCUUGAACAAUUCAUCCCCUUGCAGCUGCAUGAUUAUGGGUGUCCCAAAACUGGCAGUGUCCCCCGAAGAGACCUGGAACUGUUAAAGCAGGCUUCAAAAGCACUUUAGUGACUGACUGUAACUUAAGUGCUGAGAAAGAAAAAAAAUGUGAACUAACUUAUUUAAUUUAUGGCAUUUUAAAUGACACUGUUAACCCAACAGAACCUGUUUGAUACAAAAAGAGGAGAAAAGAGUUCAAAAGGAUUGCUUAAAUACCAGCUCACAUAACUUCUAGUUGUACAAAAUGUUAAAGAGUUUGUCUUUGUAAAGCUGGUGUAUCCGAAGGGCAGUUCUUUUAUUCCUUACUUUGCACCCCAGUUUUGAUAGUGACCACCAGCAGCUUUUCACUUUUUGUAUAAUGGGGUGUGCUGGGGUGCUCCCAAGAGACUGCCUGAGCUCUUCAGAGGACCAGCUACUGUAGUACCUUGGAUACUUGACAUCUAACCCUCAUUAUGUUGUGUGCCAGUUGGCUUGGGUGGCUGGUAUAUGCAGCAAAGCCUGGGGUCCCAUUUCUGGGCAGCCUUUGAGGGUUUUGUAUGAUGCUGAAUGACAGUUUUACUUGUCAACUCAGGCCCAGCUCAUGCCCUUUUUUGUCUGGACAUGUGCUAUUUUUAUUCAUUUGUAAAUUGACAACUUCUAAGGAUUCAACUUUCAAAUAGGAAGUAUAUUGGGACAAAAGGGCUUGUAUUUAAUCUGUGAUCUUUGGGCAAAACAUUUGACCUGCACCAAGGUCUGAGGUUGUUGGGACCAUUUUUGCAGCUUUAAUCCUUAGCCUGCCUUGAGUGUAUAUUUGUUUUUAAAAUGCAGAGCUGAGCUGAAUAUUUACAUUUUUGGUUUUUUAUUUUAUUUUAUUAUUAUUAUUAAUUUUUUAAGAAGCAGGCUGUUUUCCUGAACUGAAGACUGUCAUUUUAACUUGCACAAAGGAAGUCUGUUCUUGGUGUUGCUCUUGCAUCUGGGUUUUGGUUGUUGUUUUUGUAUGUGGAUUUUUAAAAAGUAUCUCUACUCUCCCUUUGCCAGGAAAAUCCCAGAGCUUAAUGAUACCCCAAAAUGAUUGUACCCAGGGAGGGGAAAGGAAGAGCCUUUUAAGGGCCAGAAUCAUGGAGGAAAUACUGAGAAACGAACCUCUUUAUAGCCUUAACGGAGUGCGUCAUUCUUAAUUAAGUUGUUAAAGACAAUUAAAAAGGGUACCAGGAUGCCCAGUUUCCUUUUCCACUGGUAUCAUAUGUCUCCUGCCAGGGAGGAUUGCGUGUGGCAAAAGGGUAUUGGCUCCACAGCCUGGGAUUUUGCCACACCAGGAGGAAAGAUGCAUCAGGAUGUCCUUAUGUUUUUAUAAGCCCACAAGACACCAAAUGUGGUGGAGGGAUGGCCAAGUGUGUUUGGACUGACAUUGUCAAUGAAUACAGACAAAUUCACUUUCCUCUGUCAAGGCUGAUGGCCUGUGCCUUUAUGUCUAAGGGGAUCUAUAGAGCAGCUGUGUGACUUCUGUUACUUUACAAAAUACGCUACCUCAAAGUGCUACCAAUAAACCAUUGUAACUGUAAGUGCCUGUGCUCAGGGCACGUGUCUUAAAGUUUGGUGAUUUGUUUUUGGAUGUGGGUGUUUUUUUUGUAUAGUAAUGAGUGAGAUCUUACCUUUUAAAUAUGUUAUUAGAUCAUGGUUCUGAAGGUGAUUAAAGUGUGUGUGUUUGUGUGUGUAUAUGACUUAAAUAUCUUUGAUGUGUGUUUUUUAGAGGUAAGUUCUUUAAAGAUUUGGAGAGGAUAUGUAAGUUCCAAGGCACUCAGAUUUUCUGGUUUGUAUGCUAAUAAUCAGGGCCUAAGUUAAAUAAAAAUGUGUGCAUGUAUUUUA